AGAGACUUGAAAACAGUUUUAAUACUUUUAGUGAUCAACAGAAGUGAUUGUUGUCUGAAAAAAGCCAAUGAAUAAUAAUCACAACCACUGAUACCCAAACCGUUUCAAUGCGUUUCUCGACUUAUCUUUUUAUUGUAAUUCUUUGUCUAAUAGUUUUAAAUUCAAUGAUUGAGGGAAAGAGAGGCCGCGGCUCCAGAAGAAGAGGUCGAAUGCGAAAACAGGGUUCCUCUCGAUUCCUCUUCUAUACUAAUCCCAGAAGGAAAGAGUAUUACGACAAUCCAAAUGGCGCUCAGAUUAUACAGGCAUCACAUUUCGACUAUGAGUUCUAUUUAGGACAUAAAGUGAGUCCAAACCACUUCUUCUUAGACAUCAUUUCAUUGCAUUAUCUCAUCUCUAGAUUGUAUUCAUAUGUGUAUCAACUGGUGAUCCGGAUUACGUGGUUCAAGGAUAGCAUUGAAUUAGACCCUCAUUUGCAUCCAUACCUUCAAAUAUCUGAAUGGAAAUACGGAAAAGACAAGAUUAAAAGCAAACUAGAGAUUGACCCAGCUAGACAAAUGGACAGUGGCACAUAUGAAUGCAUGCUCUAUUUACUUCUCCAGAAUUGA
Molecule: messenger RNA, 605 nt
Organism: Medioppia subpectinata
Lineage: Eukaryota; Metazoa; Arthropoda; Arachnida; Sarcoptiformes; Oppiidae
Source: the annotation of a GenBank genome assembly